Molecule: messenger RNA, 2502 nt
Organism: Rotaria sp. Silwood1
Lineage: Eukaryota; Metazoa; Rotifera; Eurotatoria; Philodinida; Philodinidae
Source: the annotation of a GenBank genome assembly
AUGGAUAUCAUUUAUGAACUCGAUGAUGUUCGAUAUGAAUUAGAUUAUUGCGCUAGAAAAGUAGAAGCUAGUAAAAUGAUUAAUAUCAAUGAUUUAAUUAUUCUACUUGGAUACAUAGUGGAGAAUGUUGAAUUAUCUAAUCCAGACAAACUCUCAUUAGGAACACUGGAAAAACUCGUAGAAGUAGGAAAAAUGACUGAAAAUAUAGAAGUAUCAUUAGCUAUUAUAAAAAUAUUUAAGUUUAUCGACAUGUCUAAAUUUAGCGACAUAGAAGAAACAUUAGAUGAAAUAUUACCAACAAUACCCUUUGAUCAACGAAAAUUAAUUGAAGAUCUGAGUAGAAAGUUGAUUUUACGAGAACAUCCAAGUUUACUAAAAUAUUUUUAUCGAAUAUUGAUUGAAAACGAAGAUAAACAAGCAAGAGAUGACACAUUGAAAAUUUUACAACAAUGUACAGUUAAUGAUCUUGCAUAUAUUAGUGACGCUAUUCGAUUAGAAAACAAGUGUUUUAGCGAUGAUUCGAGUAUAGUUGAUGAUUGUUUAGAAUAUGUUAAAAAGAAAAAUAGACUCACAUUAAAUUGUUUUGAAAAGUUAACGAAAUAUUUUCAUGUGAAUGAAAAACUUGAACUGAUCAUCGAAAUUAUUGAACUAGAAAUACAGACUUUACCAAAAUUUUUCAUUGAAAAAUGUUAUGAUUACAUAGGAUCAUCAUUAUUAGACACGUCUACAGCUAAGAACAUAAUUUGGUUAAGUAAAUCGUUAGUUAAGACUAAACAAAUGAGUCUGAAAAAUAUUCCGAACAUUGACGAAUUCAUUUUACAACAUCAAUCAAAUUUUGGUAACGAUAUUUUCGAUUUAUUAUACGCCGAAUAUCAAAAUGGAUAUGAUAUUUCAAAAUCUAUUCUUGAUCGACUUAACGCUUCCGAAAACAACAAUAAUUAUGCACGACAUUUAAUUAAUUCAAUAGAUAAAACUUUCGAAAAUUUAGAUUUAUUGGAAAAUUCGCGGAAUGAUUUAAAAAUACGAAAAACUGCUUUGGAAAAUAUGAUCAAAGAACAAAAUUAUACAUUAGAUACUGUCAAUAUAUUACAAUCAUUAAUCAAAUAUGAUAUCGAUUUAAGAAGCGAUGCCUUCAAAGUAUUGAUUAAAAUAUUGCCACACGAUUUUAGUAAAACAAAUGAUUUUAAAAUUGAUUGGGUUGAAAUUGGAAGAUCUAUUGAACAUGAUCAUACUAUUUCCAUUGAUGACAUAGCUCAAUUUAUAGACAAAGAUCAACAAAAUGAAAAUUUAGUAGCAUUUCUGCCGAUGAUAAUAGAUCGAAUUCAAAAUCACGAUGUUUGUGUUGACGAAACUUCUAAACAAGCAUUGGCAUUAUUAAUUAAAAUAUCCAACGUAAAACAAAAUGAAAACUUACUUUCCAAUAAAUUACCAUAUCUCUUGGAAGUUGCUUUUCGCACAAUACAUGAUGAAGUUCGAGAGAGUAUUGUGAAAAUGAUCAGAAGCUCAAUAAUUGAAUGUGAUCAAAAUGACAUACAAAUUUUAAAAUAUAAAAGUGAUGGUACUACGAUUGAAUCCUUUUUACCGGAUGAAUUAUGCAAACUUGAAUGCUGUCGUCAAAUAUUAGAGUUUGAUACAAAUGCAUUAGAAAAUUUAAGGAAAACUGUUCAAGAAGGAUAUGUCAUCAGUGAUAAGAAAAUCGAAUGUUUAAUUGACGUCUUGACAAAUACUAAUAAACAUGACCAGAACUUAGAUGUGCGUUCUAAGAUAAGUGAAAUAUUAUUUGAAAUAAAUCUUAAACAAGGUCUAACAAAUACAAACAUCAAUCGAAUAACAGAACAUACAGAACUACUAAAAUCGGUUAUGGUUAUCGGAAUUUUAGCUGUUUGUUUAAGUCGUAACAUGGAAUUGUCAGAUAAAAUUAUAAAUCAACUUUGGAAACAACUAUUAUUAAUUGAUGAAGAAAAAGAUGAAAAAUUAAAGAAGUAUUUAAUUUAUGCAACAGUAAAAAUUGCUACUCAAAAGAAAAAUGUACCAAUGAAAGUCUUGGAAAAAUGUGCAAUACUUUUAGAACAAAAAACAGAAACUAUUGAAGUAAGAAUUCUUUGUGCUCGUAUAUUAUCAAAAGAAAUUCAACAACAUUCUUCUCAAAUAUCUCGAGAAACAACAAUCAUUGAUUCAUUAAAAUGUCGUACAUUAGAAAUAGAAGAUAAUCAAGAUUUUCUCUUAAAUAAACUUCUAUUUGAGAGUUUAGAAAAAUUUAUUGAAGAAAAUCCGUCAGAUAAUGAUUGGUUACAAAUAUAUUAUAACAAACUUAAAAAACGACUUGGUGUUCAUCCUGAUGAAUUAAAACCAGUAGAUGAAUUUAUUUCAUCCAAUUAUACGAAUGCUACUGAUUGUAAUAAUUUGGAAAAAUUUCGUUUAUUAUGUGCAUUAAACAACACCGUCUUCAAUCGGAAAAAAAUUGAUACGAAUAUUUUUCAUGAAUUUCAUAGAAAACAAUGA